Molecule: messenger RNA, 2914 nt
Organism: Macadamia integrifolia
Lineage: Eukaryota; Viridiplantae; Streptophyta; Magnoliopsida; Proteales; Proteaceae
Product: cationic amino acid transporter 1-like
Exons: 3
Coding region: 837-2642 (601 amino acids)
Biological process (GO): transmembrane transport; amino acid transport
Cellular component (GO): plasma membrane
Molecular function (GO): L-glutamate transmembrane transporter activity; L-lysine transmembrane transporter activity
Source: RefSeq, a predicted model, not a curated record
UCUGCUUUUUUUUUUUUUUUCGGCAGUCAACUUUAAUAGUUGACUUUUUUUUUUUUAAAUUAAUUAAAAAAAUAGAGAUUCUCUAGUUGGAUCUGAAUUUUCUUGUUCCUGAUUCUAACCCACCUUUAUCGAUUUUAUUGUCCAUUGAUUCUUGAUACUUCACGCGUCUAAGUUGCGUGAUGAUGAUAGUUUGAAAAGAUUUUUUUUUUUUUUUUUUUUUUUUAAUAUUGUUUUCAUGGGUCUAUAAUCUAUAUAUAAUUAGUUAUGGGUUGUCUCUCUUUCGAUCGGACAGAGAAGUUCAGUCCCUCUUGACUUCUUUCUAUUUUUAUCUCCAUUCUCCAUUUGCUACACAGAGGAGAUUGGAGAAUACUCUGUUCUGCAAAUUUUCUGAUUAGAUGAAUUUUGGGUUUUGCUCUACAGAACUCCAAAUAUUCUGAGCUUUUUGUGUCUCUCAACUUUGAUUCCUCUUUUGAUAGAGGUAACCUUGAUUCUCUCCUUUUGAAUCUCUUUUUGAGAAAAAAAUUGCGUCUUUUUUUGUCAUUUCUUCCACUGGUUCCUUAUCUGUUUUUUAGGAUUUUUUUUUUGUCAUUUCACUCUACUGUUGGUUGAAGACUCUGAACUCUUUCUGGGUUCUGAGAUUUUUCUUGGGUUCUAUUUGGAUCCUUUGUCGAUGGAGCUAAUUUAUUCUCUUCGCUGAAUUUUUGAAAAAAAUUGUAUUUUUUCCCCCUCAUUUGCUUCCUCUGUUUUCAGAGUUUUUGAGAACUUUGUUCAUCUAUUCCUAAAGGAGCAAUCUUUGAGAAGUAAGGUUUCAGAGGUGAUAUAGAUUCGAAGACAAAAUGGGUGGAAGCGGCGGUGAUUAUAGUGGAGGAGGAGGAGCAGUGAAGCGGAGAGGAUGCUCGUGCACAAAAGAUGAUUUCCUUCCUGAGGAGUCUUUCAAGAGCUGGAGCAACUAUGCCAGAGCUUUAAGCGAGACAGGGUUGAGAUUGAAGGAUCGGGUACUGACUCGAUCCUUGGAAAUCACGGAGUUGACCGAGGUGAGGAGUCGGAGUGAACAUGAAAUGAAGAGGAACCUCACAUGGUGGGAUCUUAUCUGGUUCGGUAUCGGCGCCGUCAUUGGUGCCGGAAUCUUCGUUCUUACAGGUCUAGAGGCAAAUUCCGUUGCCGGACCCGCCGUUGUUCUCUCCUACGUCGUCUCCGGCAUCUCUGCCAUGCUUUCCGUCUUCUGCUACACUGAGUUCGCCGUUGAAAUUCCAGUUGCAGGUGGAUCCUUUGCAUACCUCAGGGUGGAGCUAGGUGAUUUUGCAGCCUUCAUUGCUGCCGGCAACAUCAUCCUUGAAUACGUAAUCGGUGGAGCUGCCGUGGCUAGGUCGUGGACAUCCUACUUUGCCACCCUCUGCAAUCACCUCCCCAAUGAUUUCCGCAUCGAUGCCUCAAAUCAACUUGGCGCAGACUAUGGCUACCUUGACCCAAUUUCCAUUGGGGUCAUCGCCGCCAUCUGUGUUCUCGCCGUCUACAGUACCAAGGGCUCAUCCCGCUUCAACUACAUCGCUUCCAUCCUCCAUGUUAUCAUCAUUCUUUUCAUCAUAAUUGCCGGCCUUACCAAGGCUGACACCAAGAACUACACCCCAUUUGCACCCUUUGGGGUUCGCGGCGUCUUUAAGGCCUCGGCGGUGUUGUUCUUCGCCUAUGUUGGGUUCGAUGCAGUGUCUACAUUGGCUGAAGAAACUAAGAACCCUGCCCGGGAUAUCCCAAUUGGAUUGGUUGGGUCUAUGUUGAUCACUACUACAGCUUAUUGUGUUCUAGCCAUCACAUUAUGUCUAAUGCAGCCAUAUGAGCAGAUUAAUGUGGAUGCUCCUUUCUCCGUUGCAUUCCAAGCAGUUGGGAUGAGUUGGGCUAAGUAUGUUGUGGCUGCUGGGGCAUUGAAGGGCAUGACCACUGUCUUGCUUGUUGGGGCUGUGGGUCAGGCAAGGUAUUUGACUCACAUUGCUAGGACUCACAUGGUUCCCCCAUGGUUGGCUCAAGUCAAUGAAAGGACUGGGACUCCUGUGAAUGCCACUAUAGUCAUGCUUGUUGCUACAGCCAUUAUUUCCUUCUUCACUAGUCUUGGUGUCCUCUCCAACCUUCUUUCCAUCUCCACACUCUUCAUCUUUAUGAUGGUUGCCGUCGCACUUCUUGUCCGCCGUUACUAUGUCACCGGUGUGACACAGCCAAAGCACCGGAACAUAUUCAUUAUUUGCAUUGUCUUAAUUCUUGGAUCCUCAAUUGCGACCGCCACUUACUGGGCUACGAGCACGAACGGAUGGAUCGCUUACACAAUAACCGUGCCAAUAUGGUUAUUGGCUACUAUUGCCUUGUGGGCGUUUGUUCCACAAGCAAAGAAACCAAAGCUAUGGGGGGUGCCACUAGUACCAUGGUUGCCUUCAGCUUCAAUUGCUAUCAAUAUUUUCCUUCUAGGUUCAAUUGAUGGACCAUCAUUUAUGAGGUUUGGAGUCUGGACUGGACUGCUCUUGGUUUACUAUUUCUUCCUUGGGCUUCAUGCUUCCUAUGAUACAUCGAAGGAGUUGACCGAGAAAAGGGUUCAGGCAGCUGCAUCGGCAAAGAUGGAAGAGGGAGUUAAAAAGGUAGUGGCAGAGGGGAUGUAAGUGGUGUGAACUAAAAUGGAUUCUGUGGCUCUAGCUGAUUUAAAAUAAAUCAAAAAUUGUAAUUUAUGAGCUUACAAAAGCGCUUUACUAGCUAGUCCACUACUUAGAUUUCACCAUACUGGUAUGGAACUAGACAUCAUUUUAGGGAUCUAAGAAACAAUGCCUUGUACUGGGUGAACUAAGGGUUGUAAGAGUCUUUGUUUGUUGUUUGAUGUUGGUUAUGUACAUAACUUCAACAAUUUGGUUUUGGCAGAUUAAUCCUUCUUUCAACA